CUCAUAAUAUGUAGUGGUAUGUUGUGUUGUUGUGUUGUUGUGUGUUGGUUAAGAAUGGAAGAAGCGGCGAAGAGAUGGGUUGUGAAAUUAUCAAAGUGGGAUCCACACCCCUCUGACUUCUCCUUCGCUCUCUCCCUCCUUCCGUCCCACGAACACUCCUCUGUUACCAGGUUUGUUAAAUUGGAAGACAGGAAACGUGCACUUGUCAGCCGCAUGCUUCAGUACGUUCUUGUUCAUAAUGUGUUACAAAUCCCAUUUCCUGACAUUGUCAUAAAACGAACUUUGGAAGGCAAACCCUAUUUGGAUUAUGAUGGUCUUAGAUUCCCAAAUUUUAAUUUCAAUGUAUCACAUCAUGGUGACUAUGUGGCCAUAGCAUCUGAACCUGUAUGUCUUGUGGGGGUAGACAUUGUCUCCUAUGAUGUUCCACGGGGAGAAACAAUUACAGAAUUCAUUCAACUCUUCUCAUCAUACUUUUCAUGUAUGGAAUGGGAUAACAUAGUCACGGCUGGCACUUCUGAUGAUGUAUUAAUUGAAUUUUACAGGUAUUGGAGCCUAAAAGAAGCAUAUGUUAAAGCUAUAGGAAGUGGACUGACUGAAGGGUUGAAUAAAGUGGAGUUUUCUCACACAAGAUGGACUGAUAUAUCAGCUAAAGUGAAUGGGAAGGUUAUGACACAGUGGAGAUUUUGGCUGUUUGAACUUGGUGAUAGACAUUGUUUUCUUGUUUUACAGGUUUCAAUUGCGAGAGUUCACCCAAUAUCAGCUGCCACGAGUUACAAAAGAACACUGAAGAAAGUAGACUUUACUGAAGAUGAAUAUACCGAAGGUCUUCAUCUUCCAAAUGUAGACUUUGUUCAACUAGGAAUAGAACAACUUAUUUCAACUUUACAGAAAGCUUAGAGGAUAGAUGUUAAUGUAAAUCUAUGUACAAAGAUUUGUAUACGUUGAUGAAAAUAUUAUUUUAAAAAGACUGUAUUCAGUACAUUGAUAGAAAAUCAUGCACCCCAAUUUUCUCAAUCCAAAUAAGCUCUUUUUCA
Vigna angularis (adzuki bean) is the source of this 1034-nucleotide messenger RNA. RefSeq lists its product as uncharacterized. The record is from RefSeq and is a predicted model, not a curated record. Gene Ontology annotation, cellular component: cytosol. Gene Ontology annotation, molecular function: magnesium ion binding; holo-[acyl-carrier-protein] synthase activity. Lineage: Eukaryota; Viridiplantae; Streptophyta; Magnoliopsida; Fabales; Fabaceae. The transcript has 5 exons. Bases 19 to 897 code for a protein of 292 amino acids.